Molecule: messenger RNA, 650 nt
Organism: Erigeron canadensis
Lineage: Eukaryota; Viridiplantae; Streptophyta; Magnoliopsida; Asterales; Asteraceae
Product: protein Asterix
Exons: 3
Coding region: 84-389 (101 amino acids)
Biological process (GO): protein insertion into ER membrane
Cellular component (GO): endoplasmic reticulum membrane
Molecular function (GO): protein folding chaperone
Source: RefSeq, a predicted model, not a curated record
AAAAAAUUCUAUCAAUCUAUCAAACCUAAUUGAAAGAAGAGAAGAAGAAAGGAAAAAGAGAUCUGAUAAUAAUAAACAAAACGAUGUCGUCUUCGGGAAGCGAUCCACGUCAGCCAUCGACGGCGAAGCCAUACAAGCCAAAACCUGUUCAUCCUGAUAAUGUCCCCAUUGAUUAUUCCGGUUUUAUCGCCAUCAUCUGCGGUGUCGCUGGCGUUAUGUUUCGUUAUAAGCUUGGUUCAUGGCUUGCUCUCAUCUUCUGUGCACAAUCACUUGCUAACAUGAAGAAUAUAGAGACUGAUUUAAAACAGAUCUCCACGGGAUUUAUGUUUGCUGUUAUGGGAAUGGUGACAAAUUACAUGAGCCCUGCUCGAGGAGCAGUGAAGACUUAAGAUUUGACUCGGUUUACAUCUAGUCAUUUAAGGGUUCUUCCGUUUGUAAGGCUCAAGUAGGAGCGGAGACUAUGUUUGACUCGGUUUUAUCCGGUUAUUUGUAAUUGCAUAGGCCCCCCUUUCAUAUGAAGUGGAAGUUUGUUUUGCUUUUUCUCUGACUAGUAAGAAUGAAUCGUUGUCAUUUUGGUGUUUAAAAAUACCUCUUAAAUUAUGACAUUACCAUUCUUCUUGUUCUUAUAUAAUGGUCUAUGUUUGUAAUUA